Messenger RNA from Porites lobata, 453 nucleotides. NCBI's taxonomy places the organism in Eukaryota, Metazoa, Cnidaria, Anthozoa, Scleractinia, Poritidae. The record is from the annotation of a GenBank genome assembly.
AUGUGCAACUACAUGUGGUACCAUCACAGAAAUGAAUACUCAUGGCAUUUGCAGUAUGUCAAACCGACUCGUCCAUUAAACGCCUCAGUACCGUAUGACUAUUUCUUCACCGAAGUUAAGCCAAAGGAAAAGAUUCCACAUCCGCGCUCUUCGAUACACAUACGCCACUUCAUGCUCAAUGGAAAAUACAUGGAUACAGUAGUGCCAACGGCACGUUUUGUCAAUGACACGUUGGUUGAAGGCUUAUGUUAUUCUUUCAGAAUAAAACUCUGUGGCGACCUAUGCAGGGAAUAUAAUCAAACUAACAUUCAUGUCAACUUGUUCAAUUUCGAAAACUAUGAUUGGCUAUGGGAUAGUCGCUGUAUGGAGAAACAAAUCGAGCAUUACAAAAAUGUAACAGAUCUUUUCAACGAAACGUUUUUCUAUAUGGACUCGAGUGAGGAAGUAUGCUAA